Molecule: messenger RNA, 1530 nt
Organism: Fomitopsis serialis
Lineage: Eukaryota; Fungi; Basidiomycota; Agaricomycetes; Polyporales; Fomitopsidaceae
Exons: 6
Coding region: 180-1262 (360 amino acids)
Source: RefSeq, a predicted model, not a curated record
CUGGGCCCUUUAUCAUCAGACAGCUACACAGCCUCCCUCACCGCUCAUGUACACGUGAACCGAUGUAGAUCUUUCCAGAUCGCUGCGCACCUGCAGCGUCCUACUCACGGGCAGAUCUCCUCCUCUUGACCUUCACAGAGCCUUUAGCGUCCUAUUUACGGGCAGUCACUCCGCUGAUCAUGAUGAUCAUUGACAACAUGGGUCCGGAAAAGAAGCAGGACGUAGUUAACCAUCAUGUCCAGAAUGAAAUAAUGGACGAGCCUCCCCCUUACGAUGGUCCAUCUGCUGGCUUUCGCGCAGCUCAGGCUUCCACAUCCAGGCCUAUUUCCACUUCCGCCCCUGUCUACCAGCCCAUCCAGCAGCAGUGCGUGAAUCACUUGUCCCUUUUCUCUCGCCACGACGCCAUUUUGGGUACAUACCUUGUUGAUCCGCGUCUCCCUGCUGCCAUCGGUGUCAAUAGCGGGUACAGAGGGCGACGCAGCCGCUCUGUCGACAAGGCACAUGCGCGCAACGUGCGCCAUGCGUUUGGGUCCGUCCCAGGUGGGGGCGACGACUCUGACCACUCGGACACAGCGAAAUGGCGUCGCCGCAGCUCACGCAAGCCAGAAGUCAACGCGGCUUUCCGGACUCGCCACGGGCCUAUCAAAGUUAACGUCGGCAUCGCCAACUCGGCUCUUAUGACCGCCUCCUCCGUCGACGGGCAGCGGAAGGCGCGUGGGCGCGUGAUGCUUUCCAGUCGUCAUGGACGAAUUCAUGUCAACUUGACUGAGAUACAGCUCGGUCGCAGCGCCGAUCUGGACGUGUCCACACGCCACGGAAAUAUCACCGUCUUCCUCCCGCCCAGCUUCGACGGCUCCGUCGCCUUCCGUUCUCGGCGCGGGGCCAGCGGGAUCACUUUCCUCCCCCACUUCGCCUCCCGCGCCCGCGUCGUGCGCGGCUCCGACCGCGAGAUGCUCGCCGGCGACGACUACUGCGUCAUCGGCACGCGCCACGGCAAGGUCGUCAUCGGGAUCUACGGCCUCGACACGGAGGCAGACGCCAUCCAGAGCGGAGGGCUGGCGGAGCAGCUGGGGGCGUUGGUCGAGAGUGGCGCGAAGCAGCUCGAGACCUGGUUGACAGCUGGCGCGAAGGCAUUGGAGACCAGCCUUCAGGCCAGGAGGGGCGCAGCGGACAACGCUCGCCAGACGAGAGCCAGGGCUCUGAGCAACCCGUUGAGGGCGCGAUCUGAGGCGAUUAUGGGAGCGUCCUCGAGGAAGGCUUGAGACGGGUGUUCUUUGUUGAAGAGAGGUGGAUUUCUAGGACAGUUGCCCUUCCAUUCGGACGACACUGAUCUAGUAUGUUUGUACUUGUACUAAUCUAGCUUGUAUGUACGUUCUAUCGCCCCCAGGAUUGCGGAGCAGUUUAUCUUGAGCCUAAACAGAGCCUGCGACCUAACAUCUGCAGGUAACAUUCAAGAAGGACCUAAUCACCUCGAAACUUGUAGGACAGUAGUGUGAUAGAGCGCUGAUACGUCACUCGGACCUAGCACCU